Messenger RNA from Parasteatoda tepidariorum (common house spider), 1754 nucleotides. Lineage: Eukaryota; Metazoa; Arthropoda; Arachnida; Araneae; Theridiidae. The record is from RefSeq and is a predicted model, not a curated record.
AUUGCUUUAGCAAUAGCGCAAAUGAUUUGAAAAUGCUUAGUGCAAUUCUGAAAAAUUUGGUAAAUGUAGCAAAUGUACCAUGCUCUGACACAAAACUGUGUGAAAAGAUUCACUGCAGUUCACGUGCAGCUUUUUACUCACACUUCCAUUCAGAUGGCUCCUGUGAUGGAUUUCAGGACCUUAGUGCUAUUGAUCUAGAAAUUCAAAGUAUUGCGAAAACUGUAUUAAAAAUGCUUCCUGAUCCUGAAGAACUUUCCGAGGAGAAACUUAAGACUGUUUUAGACUUCAAAAAUAAAGAAUCAAAACCUAUGCUGGUGCAAUUUACAAAAGCUCAUAUUAAAUCAUCAGUUGUGGACAUUGAACUAAAGCGUUUGAAAGCUCUUUUGCCUGAAGUGUGGCUAGUAUAUUUUGAUUGUGCAAAAUAUCAAAUCAUAUGCUCAUCAUUGUUUAUAAAGAAGUAUCCUACCUUUAUUCUUUUCAAAGGCGAAAGUUUAUAUGAAUUUUUUUAUGGAAGAAUAUCUGUUCAUGAUGUUGUUCAGUUUACUAAAGCAGUAUUAUUAAGUCAAGUGCAUACUCUCACACCUGCUAACUUUCCUGGUGUUACCCAAUCUCAGGACAUUUGGUUCAUUGAUUUUUUUGCUCCUUGGUGUCCUCCUUGCAUGGAAUUAUUGCCACAUUGGAGAAAAGCUUCACAAUCCAUUCAUCACAGUGUAAAGUUUGGAACUGUAGACUGUUCAACUCACGUUAAUCUUUGCCGCAUGUAUAAUAUCAAUUCAUAUCCAACUACGAUUCUUUACAAUAAUUCAAUUCCUCACGGAUACAGUGGAUUACAUUCUCAUAGUCACAUUCUAGAGUUUAUAGAAGAUAUCUUACAUCCAUCCAUUGUGUCUCUUUCUCCCCAACUGUUUAAUGAUCUAGUGCGUUCAAAGAGGAUGAAUGAAAUCUGGGUCAUAGAUUUCUAUGCUCCGUGGUGUGGACCUUGUCAACAACUAGCUCCACAGUGGCAGAAACUGGCAAAGAUGUUGAAGUCGUUAUCCUUUGUUCAUAUUGGUGAUGUUAAUUGCCAGCUUCAUAGUUCCCUUUGUGAUGAAAUGAAUAUUAACAGCUAUCCCACUAUUCUUUUAUAUCCUAGAGAAAGUACUGGAAUCAAAAAAUUCGUCACAUUCAAUGGAAGAAGUAGAGAUGCUGCCUCUCUUCAAGGCUGGAUUCAUGAUUUCUUGCCUUCAAAAGUAGAGUCUUUGGGAAGUUCAACAUACAAAAAUGUAUUAUCUGAUACUCAGCCUUGGGUUAUUGAUUUUUUUGCCCCUUGGUGUGGACACUGUCAAAUGUUUGCUCCAGAAUUUGAAAAAGUUGCUCAAGUUGUUGAGGGACAAGUGAAGGUUGGUAAAGUAAACUGUGAUCAUUUUCCAGAUGUAUGUAAAAUGGCUGGAGUUCAAGCUUAUCCAACAAUUUUGUUUUAUGAAGGAAGAAAAGGACAUGCCACUCAGAAUCCCAUGGGUGAAGAAAUAGAAAUUCUUUCAUACAAAGGAGUUUUUUCAUUUUUGAAUACAAGGUUGGAAUUAAAAAACAACAAGGAGCAUAUUCCUAAAGAUGAACUUUGAUGGUAUGAACUGGAUGCUUAACUAUUAACAUGUGAUACUUUUGGAAGAUUUCCUGUUUCUGUGACAUGCAUUUUUAUUUUUUGUAUUUUAUUUACUUACAUACUUGUAACAUAUUUUAUUAUAUAAUAAAUAUGAAAAUGUCUGAUUUAUGAA